Molecule: messenger RNA, 1616 nt
Organism: Trematomus bernacchii (emerald rockcod)
Lineage: Eukaryota; Metazoa; Chordata; Actinopteri; Perciformes; Nototheniidae
Gene: myg1
Product: myg1 exonuclease
Exons: 7
Coding region: 46-1239 (397 amino acids)
Cellular component (GO): nucleus; cytoplasm
Source: RefSeq, a predicted model, not a curated record
UCUGCUUAAUGUGUCCGUCACCAGCACGUUUCGUGUGAAGUUUAAAUGUGGUGUAUUCAUAGGAUAGCACUUAACCUAAAAAUAAAUACGUGUCAAAUAAACUUAACCAAACCAGCUAGUGUUUUACAACUGCUACAUUCACAAGCUAGCUGCCGUUGUUUACUGUCUGUGGACGUGAAAGCACCACGAUACAUGUCCAGUCAGCCGAAGAGACUCCGCACUGCAAACAUGCCCGCUGUUAAGAUCGGAACCCACAAUGGCAGCUUUCAUUGUGAUGAAGUCCUGGCCUGUUUCAUCCUCCGGCAGCUACCCGAGUACAAGGAUGCCGAGAUAAUACGCACAAGGGACCCGAAACAGCUGGCAGAGUGUGACAUCGUUGUCGACGUGGGAGGAGAGUUCGACCCAAAGAAGCAUCGCUAUGACCAUCAUCAGAGGACCUUUGCAGAGAGCUUCCACAGCCUGCGCCCGGAGAAGCCGUGGGUGACCAAGCUGAGCUCAGCAGGCCUGGUCUACCUGCACUUCGGCCGUCAGCUGCUGACCCAUCUGACGCAGCUGAAGGAGGGCGACAGGCAGCUGGACGUGCUCUUUGACAAGCUGUAUGAGAACUUUGUGGAGGAGGUGGAUGCUAUUGACAACGGUAUUUCACAAUAUGACGGGGAGGCCCUGUACGCGGUCUCCACCACGCUGAGCGCACGCGUCGGCCACCUGAACCCACGCUGGAACAGCAAGAGUCAAGACACAGAGGAGGGUUUCAGGAAGGCUAUGAAGAUGGUGGGAGAGGAGUUCCUGGACCGUCUGGAGUUCUAUCAGUCCUCCUGGCUGCCGGCUCGUGCCGUGGUGGAGGAAGCUGUGAAGGCCAGGCAUCAGGUGGAUCCUAGUGGGGAGGUGGUGUUGUUCUCACAGGGUGGAUGUCCGUGGAAGGAGCAUCUGUUUUCCCUGGAGAAGGACCUGAAGGUGGAGUCGCCCAUCAAGUUUGUCCUUUUCUCCGACCAGAAUGGACAGUGGAGGGUCCAGUGCGUCCCCGCCGGGCUCAACACCUUCCAGAACAGGCUGUCCCUGCUGGAAGAGUGGUGCGGCAUUCGGGAUGAAGCCCUGUCGAAGCUCAGUGGGAUCGAGGGCUGCGUCUUCGUCCACGCUGGAGGCUUUAUUGGCGGGAACAAGAGCCAGGAAGGAGCCCUGGAGAUGGCCCGUAGGACCCUGCAGGCCGCCGCCAAGUCCCCUGCUAAUGGAAGCAGCUGAAGGGUCAGAGAGGAGAGCCAGCAGCACAUUUUGUUCUCUGGGUCAGUCUUUAGAGAGGAUAGCAAGGAUUAAAAUGUUAGUUUGCUGUCUUGAAUCUUGUUCGACCCAGCCUUAGCUAAUGUUGUUUUGUUUUGCUACAAUGAAGAGGGUAUGGAAAUGUCGGCCAAAUAAAGUUGGAUCAGUUCCCUAAAUACCUUUUAUUCUUACACAGGCUCGCUCUGAAUCAUAAUCUAAAAUAACGGUAUUAUUCUUGUCUUGGUUCUUAUAAAUGUGAGUCUGUUUUGAUGUCAAUUCUACAAUUAAAGACUCUUUGGAUUACAUUCUGGUAUUAGUAAACAGUUUGGGUAAAUCAAACAAUAAAGCACUUACUUUUUUCA